This is a messenger RNA of Striga asiatica, 2354 nucleotides long. The record is from the annotation of a GenBank genome assembly. Lineage: Eukaryota; Viridiplantae; Streptophyta; Magnoliopsida; Lamiales; Orobanchaceae.
CACGCACACACGCACAUAUAAAAUGAAGCAACUUUUGUGCUCUUUCUUUUUGUUCCAUGUUUUCAAUUCCUCUUCAAAACCCCCCGAUAAAUACAAAAACUAAAUACAAUCUUUGAAUUCACAACCCCUUUUCAUUCUCUGUAUUGUGAGCGUGAAUCUGUUGGAUUUUCAUUGAUUGCGUACUGAAUAACAUGUGAAAUUUCGACAUACUUCUUUUCUGGGUUUAUCUUAAUUGCCUUAUCUGUAGACUCAGUUCGUGAUUUUAUUUUUUUUUCUUGGGCGAGAAAGAUGAAUCUUGGAGCGAAUCAUAUGUCUUUUAGUACAUCAAGUGUUUCUUGGAAGUCCGUCGAUGGAGUUUCAGACCAAUUUCCUGCGGGUCUGAGGGUUCUUGUCGUGGAUGAUGACCCAACUUGUCUGAGGAUCUUGGAGAAGAUGCUUAAAAAUUGUCUAUAUGAAGUAACCAAAUGCGGUCGAGCUGAGAUUGCGUUGGAGUUGCUUAGGGAAAACAAAGUUGGGUUCGACAUUGUUAUAAGUGAUGUACACAUGCCGGAUAUGGAUGGUUUCAAACUUCUCGAGCAUGUUGGAUUGGAAAUGGACUUGCCCGUCAUCAUGAUGUCAGCGGAUGAUAGCAAAAAUGUGGUAAUGAAAGGAGUGACUCACGGCGCAUGUGACUAUCUCAUAAAACCGGUCCGCAUGGAAGCUCUGAAAAACAUAUGGCAGCACGUGAUCCGUAAAAAGAAGUACGAAUGGAAAGAAAAGGAACAAGAACAAUCGGGAAGUGUGGAGGAAAGCGAAAGACAGCCAAAACCGGAAGACUUGGAUUACUCGUCUUCGGCCAAUGAGGGGAAUAAUUGGAAAAGCUCCAAGAAAAGGAAGGACGAUGAUGAUGAAGGUGACGAGAGGGACGACACGUCAACUCUCAAGAAGCCAAGGGUCGUUUGGUCGGUCGAGCUACACCAGCAAUUUGUAACGGCCGUCAAUCAGCUUGGGAUAGACAAGGCUGUCCCCAAGAAAAUCCUCGAAUUGAUGAGCAUUCCGGGCCUUACAAGAGAGAAUGUGGCAAGUCACCUACAGAAGUAUCGUCUUUACCUCAAAAGGCUGAGUGGACAGCAUCAUAACGGGCUGGGAAAUCCAUUCAUGGGCCCCACAGACCCAUCUUUCGGCCCGAUAACUCCUCUCAGCAGCUUUGAAUUCCCACCACAGAGCCUGGCCACAAUCCAGGCAGCCUCCACUAACAGGUUCCCCUUAUCAGUCGACCAAAGAAACAUUUUCAGCUUCGAAAAACCGAAAAUAAACCAAACUCAAACCCGACCCUCGAAUUUACUUCACGGGGUCCCCACCAAUAUGGACUCAAGACAGCUGGCAGCCUUUACGCACGUGAAUUUACCAACACACCCUCAGCCCAGGACCCAGAUGCUUAACCGGCCCAUUUUCAAUGGAGUCAAUAAUGUCCAUGGUCAACCACAUCAGCCGUCUAAUUUGGUUGACUUUUCAAGAAGCUUACGCCCAGAUUUAACGGUCAAUCCUAAUAAUAAUAAUAAUACUGCUGCUAAUAACAAUAACAGCAAUAGCUUUUUGCUUGUUGGCAAUGCGGGAAUUUCUGGCACUCCGAGUUUCAAUGCGUUUGGAAAUUUAAAUCAGAGCCGGGCCAGGGCAGAUGAGUGGGGCUUUUCGGGCUUUGACGGGCCUCAGCAUGCCCGGAUCAAUGUUGGGCCGUCAGUCUUAGUUCAGCCAGGCCCAUCAAGCGGACAGAGUAGGGUCCAAUCUGUUGUUAAUAGGGUAGCCUUUUCAGCAUCCGAGGGCCCAAGCCGUGGCCAUAAUACAAAUAUUGGCCCACAGAUUACUUCAUCAGCAGCUGAUAAUUCGUCCCAGAAUAGCUUGUUCUCAGAUCAGCUUGGCCAGGAGGAUCUCAUGAGUGCACUUUUCAAGCAGCCAGAAGGAAUGACACCAGGUGAAAGCGAUUUCGGCUUUGAAGGAUACAACUUGGAUAAUCUUCCUGUAUAAUUAUAUAUAUUUUAGACCCUUUCCUGUGUACAUAUUUGCAGCUACAGAUGAAGUUUGGCCCACUUAUUAUGAAGUGACUGAAAAGCUUAGGUGUAUUUAGUUCUUGUUCUAUUUUAUUUUAUUAUUAUUUUUUUCUUUUUUCUUUUGUUGCUUCAUUGCCUCAAGUAGUGAUCUUGGAAAAAUAUUCCUUUGAUUCUUUUGAAUGUGAGAGGAAACACAGAGGACAUCAUUCGGAUUUCUCUUAUAAUUUGGGACUAAAUAUCAUAGAUUGGUGCGCAAAGCGUACGGGCCUUUUCUAGGAUUAAUCAGUUAUUUAGGAUAUGAAAACUGGUCUAGUCGAAGAUUGUCGG